Messenger RNA from Eurypyga helias (sunbittern), 1667 nucleotides. RefSeq names its product phospholipid-transporting ATPase IA-like. Gene Ontology annotation, biological process: phospholipid translocation. The transcript is spliced from 12 exons. Gene Ontology annotation, cellular component: plasma membrane. The record is from RefSeq and is a predicted model, not a curated record. NCBI's taxonomy places the organism in Eukaryota, Metazoa, Chordata, Aves, Eurypygiformes, Eurypygidae. Gene Ontology annotation, molecular function: ATP hydrolysis activity; ATP binding; ATPase-coupled intramembrane lipid carrier activity. The annotation marks the transcript as partial.
GGUAUCACCACUUCAAAAAUCUGAAGUUGUAGAAAUGGUUAAAAAACAAGUCAAGGUAGUAACUCUAGCAAUUGGUGAUGGAGCGAAUGAUGUUAGUAUGAUACAAACAGCACAUGUUGGUGUUGGUAUUAGUGGGAAUGAGGGUCUUCAGGCUGCUAAUUCUUCAGACUACUCAAUUGCUCAGUUUAAGUAUUUGAAGAACUUGUUGUUGGUUCAUGGAGCCUGGAAUUAUAACAGAGUAGCUAAAUGCAUCUUGUAUUGUUUCUACAAGAAUAUAGUCCUGUAUAUUAUCGAGAUCUGGUUUGCGUUUGUCAAUGGCUUUUCUGGACAAAUUCUUUUUGAAAGAUGGUGUAUAGGUCUUUACAAUGUGAUGUUUACAGCCAUGCCCCCACUAACCCUUGGAAUAUUUGAGAGAUCGUGCCGAAAAGAAAACAUGCUGAAAUACCCCGAGUUGUACAAGACUUCCCAAAAUGCGCUGAACUUCAAUACUAAGGUUUUCUGGGUUCAUUGUUUAAAUGGCCUCUUCCACUCAUUCAUUCUGUUUUGGUUUCCCCUAAAAGCCCUCCAGCAUGGUACUGUAUUUGGCAAUGGUAAAACUUCAGAUUAUCUGCUCCUGGGGAACACUGUAUACACUUUUGUGGUUCUAACUGUGUGUUUGAAGGCUGGAUUAGAGACCUCAUAUUGGACUUUGUUCAGCCAUAUAGCAAUCUGGGGCAGCAUAGCACUUUGGGUAGUGUUUUUCGGAAUCUACUCUUCUUUGUGGCCGGUCAUUCCUAUGGCACCUGAUAUGUCAGGAGAGGCAGCUAUGAUGUUCAGCUCGGGAGUGUUUUGGAUGGGACUUCUGUGUAUUCCUAUGACAGCUUUACUUUUUGAUGUAGUAUACAAAGUUGUAAAGAGAGCUACUUUGAAGACACUGGUAGAUGAAGUUCAGGAGCUGGAAGCGAAGUCUGAGGAUCCUGGAGCAGUUGUGCAUGGCAAGAGCUUAACUGAAAGAGCCCAACUACUGAAGAAUGUUUUCAAGAAGAACCAUGUGAACUUGUAUCGCUCUGACUCCCUACAGCAAAACUUGCUUCAUGGCUACGCCUUCUCUCAAGAUGAAAAUGGAAUCGUUUCCCAGUCUGAAGUAAUACGAGCUUACGAUACCACAAAACAAAGGCCUGAGGAAUGGUGAAGGAACACAGCUCAAUAUUUAGGCCUUAGCAGUUACUUUUGUGAGAGACUACUAGAUCUUUUCUGGGAGCUGCGACCAUGGCCCAGUUAUCAGAGAUUUAAAGAUCUAUGAUGGUCUUGUUCCAUAAAGUCUGGAUUUGUGUAUUCAGUAGACAUAAGCACUGUGCAACUAUACUGUAACACACCAUCUCUAAAUUUUUUAACGAGUAUUUGCUUAGCCUUUGUAAACAGAUUGGAAUUUACCUUGUAUCUUGCCAGCUUGCUUAUUUUACAAUGAAGUUGAAUCAGUAUUGGUCAUGUACUCGGGAGGCAAUGGUCAGAGUGCUAAACAUACUUUACAUUGACAGACCAUUACCAUCUGUGAAGGUUUUUAGGUGUUAAUAUUGAACUACAGUUGAUAACAAGCCUUUGAUUUCAACAAGUGCUGAAAAAAAAUAGUAUCUUAAUGGUGUCAAUUCACCUUAUUUGAGAAAGAUUUUGGCUCAAGAUGUUUAUAG